Messenger RNA from Prosopis cineraria, 1578 nucleotides. RefSeq lists its product as uncharacterized. Gene Ontology annotation, biological process: defense response to fungus. Lineage: Eukaryota; Viridiplantae; Streptophyta; Magnoliopsida; Fabales; Fabaceae. The record is from RefSeq and is a predicted model, not a curated record. The coding region runs from base 80 to 1222 and encodes 380 amino acids. The transcript has a single exon.
AUGAUCGAGCAAAUGAGAUUAAAUAAGGACUAUGUACUGAUCUUGAAUCAUAACUCUAAGCCUUCAUUACUGUCAAGCCAUGGCGGCGGCGCUGGUUGGAGAAGCGGUUAUAGGCACUGUGUUUGGAGAAUUUCUGGGUACGGUUUUGGAACUGAAGGACCAUGCGACGGAGUUCAAAUUGAAGAAUGGAGGAACUGGAAAAAAAACACUUCGAGCAAUAUCUGACGUGAUCAUAAAAAUUGAAGAAUUGAACAAACAAGUGAACCGACCAGCGGACCAGAAUGAAACACAAGACUUGAAACCACUGAUAGAAGAGGGCAAAGACCUGGUUUGCAAGUGCCUUCAUGUAAGAAAGUGGAACGUUCUCAAAAAGUCAAGUUACCACAAGAAGCUGGUGAAGCUGCAUAACAAGAUCUUGAGGUUCCAUAUUUUUCUUGUGCAAGCUCACACAUUAUUAGAGGUCAAGACUAUCAAUUUGAAUAUCAACAACCUCACCAGUUUUCUUCAACGCCGAAUCAUGCCUCCUCAUAUUUUGUCAGAUCUCCCUAGUCCCCAAGUGGUUAGACCUAAAUGUUCAGGACUCCGUGACGGUGAUGAUGUUGCAGGCAUCCAGGUUCCCCUAUUAGUCAAAUCUCAAAGUUCUGAACUCCAUGAAAGUGGUGUAGUCAUUGAAGAAACGGUCAUAUCUCAUUAUUCUGAACUCCAUGGAAGUGGUGUAGUCAUCGAAGGUCCCUACUUCAUCUCAGAUGAAGCUGAAUAUGAACUUUCUGCUACCUGCUGCGUCGGUAUAUGUGAAGGUCUAAUCAGUCUCAGUACUAAUAUCAUUGUUGCAUUUGAAAAAUGUAUGAGCCAUAUAUGGAUAGAGAUAGACAAUGCUGGGAUGCUCAAAACCACAAUUGAACAAGUAGAACAUACUAUGGAAUCACUAGUUCCUGUUCUGCAUGAGAUAGAAGAAUCAGAUAAAGAACAAGUGGUAGAUGGAGCAGAUCAGAGUGAAACAGAAAGCAUAAGGAGAUUGAUGGAAGAGGGUAAGGAGCUGGUUGGCGAGUGUUCCAACAUGGGAUGGUGGGACUUUCUUAAGAAGUGGCAGUACCAGGAAAAGCUGGCGGAGCUGGAUAACAAGCUCUUGAGGUUCCAUAGCAUUUACCUGCAAGCUCGCAUGGCAGCAACAAAGAAUCAUGCUACAACAGGUGAUGGUGUAGAAAUUAAUGCAUGUGAAUGAGUCACAAAAAAGAAACAACCUUGGUAAAUCCAAGCCAAGUGUUUCUGCAGUUGCUUGUCCUGUUAUUUGAUUUCAACUUUCAUUCGGCUGUUAUUUGAGUACUGUGUAGUCUUGUUGCUUGUGCUUAGUACUUACCUUUGGAAAAGAGUUGAAUUUAAAUUCAAUUUUUUUCCAUCAUUUCUACACUUUCAGUCUAAAAUUUGAUUGGCUUUAGUUUGGCAGUGAAUAUUUACACUAUGAUUUUUUAGAUAACUCUUUAUUAGUAGCACUUACACCUUUAGUCAACAAAGCAACAAGACAACACAGUACUCAACAAACAAACUUUUAUAGCCAAGUUUUUUAUAAACAUUCUAAGA